AUGCAUGAGAGCAGCACAGGGAUGACAGAAGCACCAUUUUCAAACAAGAAAAACGACACUGAGAUCACAGUGAAGGAGCAAUAUGGUGGAGAUUCUGAUGACAAAGAAAUUGUGCAACUGCAAAUUGAGGGAAGAGACUUGUCUUUGGUAGAUGGGACGUAUGAUAAGCCUCUUGCAUGCUUUGGUUGUGGCAUUGGAUGGUUCUCGUUUCUCUUGGGAUUUGCGUUUCCACCAAUAUGGUAUUAUGCUACUGUGCUUUAUUUUGGAAAUUAUCUUAAAGGCCCCAGAGAGCGACCUGGCCUUGCAGCAUCUGCAAUUGCAAUGCUACCAAGUUUCUUCCAGAAAAGCAGAGGACGUAGCCAAGAACUGUUGGAUUAUCAAUCAAAUUGA
Prunus armeniaca (apricot) is the source of this 390-nucleotide messenger RNA. Lineage: Eukaryota; Viridiplantae; Streptophyta; Magnoliopsida; Rosales; Rosaceae. The record is from the annotation of a GenBank genome assembly.